Penicillium macrosclerotiorum is the source of this 1383-nucleotide messenger RNA. RefSeq names its product phosphatidylinositol N-acetylglucosaminyltransferase subunit A/GPI3. The transcript has 6 exons. Gene Ontology annotation, molecular function: phosphatidylinositol N-acetylglucosaminyltransferase activity. The coding region runs from base 1 to 1383 and encodes 460 amino acids. Gene Ontology annotation, cellular component: glycosylphosphatidylinositol-N-acetylglucosaminyltransferase (GPI-GnT) complex. The record is from RefSeq and is a predicted model, not a curated record. Gene Ontology annotation, biological process: GPI anchor biosynthetic process. Lineage: Eukaryota; Fungi; Ascomycota; Eurotiomycetes; Eurotiales; Aspergillaceae.
AUGCCUUAUAACAUUGCGAUGGUCAGUGACUUCUUUUUCCCACAAUCUGGGGGAAUCGAGAGUCACAUCUAUCAACUGUCCUCUAAACUUAUCGACCGAGGACAUAAAGUCAUCAUUAUCACGCAUGCAUACAAAGGCCGGACAGGAGUUCGCUAUCUUACCAAUGGUCUCAAGAUCUACCACGUCCCUUUCUUUGUGAUUUAUCGGGAGACGACGUUCCCUACUGUCUUUUCAUUCUUUCCCAUAUUCCGGAAUAUUGUGAUUCGCGAAAAGAUUGAAAUUGUGCAUGGUCAUGCUAGUCUUAGUAGCUUUUGUGGAGAAGCUAUUCUUCAUGCGCGAACCAUGGGCCUACGUACUGUCUUCACAGACCACUCCCUAUUUGGAUUUGCUGAUGCAGCUUCUAUUUUAACCAACAAACUUCUAAAGUUUACGUUGAGCGAUGUUGAUCAUGCAAUAUGUGUCAGCCACACUUGCAAAGAGAACACUGUCCUCCGAGCAUCGCUUGAUCCCUUGAUGGUAUCGCAUAUCCUCGACCCUCCCCCCCCACCGAUUGGACCUGACGAUACAAUUACAAUUGUGGUGAUUUCGCGCCUUUUUUAUAACAAAGGCACGGAUCUCCUCAUUGCAGCCAUCCCACGAAUUCUAGCUCUAAAUCCCAAUACGCGCUUUAUUAUUGCCGGUUCCGGACCCAAAGCUAUCGAUCUAGAGCAAAUGCUCGAACGCAAUGUGCUACAAGACAAAGUGGAAAUGCUCGGCUCUGUUCGACACGAAGAGGUUCGGGAUGUUAUGGUUCGUGGCCAUAUCUACCUCCACCCUAGUCUGACGGAAGCCUUCGGCACUGUCAUCGUUGAAGCCGCGAGCUGCGGAUUAUACGUGGUUUGUACUCGAGUAGGAGGUAUUCCGGAGGUUUUGCCUCAACAUAUGACCACCUUUGCUAAACCAGAGGAGGACGACCUGGUUGUUGCUACCAGCAAAGCGAUUGCGGCCCUCCGUUCCAAUAAGGUGCGAACGGACCGGUUUCACGAUCAAGUGAAGAUGAUGUAUUCGUGGCGGGAUGUGGCAGAACGCACUGAGCGUGUAUACAAAGGUAUCACGGGUGAUAUCAGUCCUGAGGAAUUCUAUGGUUACUAUCCUGGCCAAGGCUGGGAAGCUAGUGGGGAUCGUGUGCGCAGUUUUGCACUCAUCGACCGCUUGAAGCGUUACUAUGGCUGUGGCGUAUGGGCUGGCAAGCUCUUCUGUCUCUGCGUUGUCAUUGACUCUUUGAUCUACGUCUUCCUUGAGAUGUGGUUUCCCCGUGUCAACAUCGAUAUCGCACGAAGCUGGCCGAAAAAACAAUCUGAGGAGAAACCUCGUAUUUCCGCCAAUCCUCGCGCGAUUCGGUGA